AUGCCUGGACCGAUAGACCCAGAGUCUAUAUACACCAAGCAAUCAUGUAUUGGCGGUGGAAGUUUUGGCAGGGUGUACAAAGGGGUUGAUAGACGUACCGGGGAAUCCGUUGCGAUUAAAAUUAUCGAUGUCGAAAACGCCGAGGAUGAGGUAGAUGAUAUCAUCCAGGAGAUCGCGAUCUUGUCUGAACUUAAGUCUCCAUAUGUGACGAAGUAUCAUGGCUCAUAUUUGAAGGGAUCCAAUCUGUGGAUUAUAAUGGAGUUUUGUUCGGGUGGGAGUUGCCAUGGACUCCUUCGUCCUGGCGUGAUCCAUGAAGAGUACAUUGCGAUUAUUUUGCGAGAACUUCUGCAUGGUUUGGAUUAUCUGCAUAGUGACCAUAAACUGCACCGGGAUAUCAAAGCUGCGAACAUUCUGUUGAGUGCCAGUGGCCAGGUCAAAUUGGCUGAUUUUGGCGUUUCGGGUCAGUUGUCGGCAACAAUGACGAAGAAGAAUACUUUUGUUGGAACGCCUUUUUGGAUGGCCCCAGAAGUCAUCAAACAAUCGGGAUAUGACUAUAAAGCAGACAUUUGGUCUCUGGGCAUCACGGCUAUUGAGUUGGCAUGUGGAGAUCCGCCCUACGCAGAUAUUCAUCCUAUGAAAGUUCUGUUUCUGAUUCCCAAGAAUCCACCCCCAGGCCUGAAUGGCAACUUUAGCAAGCCAUUCAAACAAUUCGUCGAAAUGUGUCUGAAGCGGGAUCCCAGGGAGCGGCCGUCUGCGAAAGAAAUGCUUGAACAUCCAUUCAUUAAGAAGGCUAAGCGAACGACAUACUUGACUGAGUUGAUCGAGCGCGCUGAGCGUUGGCAGGCCACGCACCGGGGAGAUGGCGAUGAUGAUGAUGAAUAUGACGAGAUCGAGGAGUCCGUGGAGGAUCCUCCUGAAAACCAUGAGGAUCUUUGGGACUUUGGAACCGUUAGACCCGCUGGUCGAGCUAACGGACCUGCACUGCAGCCGAUGAAGGACUCUGAUACAAACUCACGCAGUCAAGAAACGGAAGAAUGGGAUUUGCAAGACGAUAUAAAACAACCUGUGGCACCACCUAUGUCGAGGUCACAACAGUCACAGCCGCAGUCAAACGGCACACCCUCUGCUUCCAGUCGGGCAAUCCCUCCUCCUGCUGAUCCCUUUUCACGCUCUUCUACGACCACUCUACCGCCUCUCCCCCUAUCGCCAUCAAAGCCAGCUGCUCAACCAAUUCCCUCGGCCGCUCACCACGCCCGCCAGAUUUUAACACCCAAUACACCACAAAAGAAGUCACCUACGAUUCCCAAUGACCGCUACGCAAAGGCAGCCGUAGACUUCGCUAGUAAUGGUGCCGGAUCAUCACCGAAGCCGGCCCCUACCGAGCUCCCCGUCGUCAACACGGCUCAACCCACCAACAACUUACCCAGCGAGCAGCCGCGUACUCCUGGACAUAUCUCUCGCAAAGUGCCCCCAUCCCAACGCCCUCUCCCAGACCUCAAUGUGAACGUGAACCCUACACCCCCUCGUCCAACCCAGCACUCUGCCCUCCAACACCAACCCGCCGCAUCCCCAACAACAAGCGCAGCCCCAAGCCCAGGCCUAAAAUCCAAACUCGCAGCAGGCCGUCAAGACCCCCGACUACGAAACGGCAGCCGCCCCCCAAACUCCAACCCGAGCUUCAGCUUCCAAUUCCCAACCAACCCCCACCGACCCCAACGUGCCACAGCCUACGGCUCAGUCCUCCUCCCAGCUCUGCGCACAGCAAUGAAUCGGCGAGGCCGACAUCUCGCCCGGCACGACCCGGCGCGGAAUUACGGGCAGGGCCAGCGAGACCCGAGCCGGGAAGAAAAUCAGGAUUGGGAACGGAGGGUCCAGGUCCAUACUGAGAUGGAGGGGCUCACGAAUGAAAUUUCUGGCCUUUUGACUAGACUUCAUCAGUUGGAUAUGACUGAUCCUGUUCCUAUGGGUGGAGGGGUUGAUGCUGUCUUGGACGUUUUUCUGGAGGAGAUUCUUGUUAGGGUGCAGCCUGGUCGUCGUUGA
Molecule: messenger RNA, 2040 nt
Organism: Penicillium waksmanii
Lineage: Eukaryota; Fungi; Ascomycota; Eurotiomycetes; Eurotiales; Aspergillaceae
Product: putative Ste20-like serine/threonine protein kinase
Exons: 5
Coding region: 1-2040 (679 amino acids)
Biological process (GO): protein phosphorylation
Molecular function (GO): ATP binding; protein kinase activity
Source: RefSeq, a predicted model, not a curated record